AUGACUUUCAAGGAUGCGCUGCUAAUGCGCAACGUCAACUACCGGGGCCACCUCUACGACCGGUUCCCCAAAAUCUACAACAUCUACGUCGUGGGCAUGGUGGCGUGCAUCUCCGGGCUGAUGUUCGGGUUCGACAUCUCGUCCAUGUCGUCGAUGAUCGGCACCGUGCACUACAAAAACUACUUCAACAACCCGAACUCCACGGAACAGGGCGGGAUCACGGCGGCGAUGUCUGCCGGGUCGUUUGCCGGGUCGCUGGUGUCGUCGCACUUUUCCGACGUGUUUGGGCGCCGUGUCUCGCUGCACCUGUGUGCCUCGCUGUGGAUUCUUGGCGCGAUCAUCCAGUGCGCGUCGCAGAACGUGGCGAUGCUGGUCGCGGGCCGUGUCAUCAGCGGCAUCGGGAUAGGGUUCGGCUCGUCUGCCGCGCCCGUGUACUGCUCCGAAGUGUCGCCGCCACGCAUCAGAGGCACCAUUUGCGGGCUGUUCCAGUUCAGCGUGACGCUGGGAAUCAUGAUUCUGUUCUACGUGGGCUACGGCUGCCACUUCAUCAACGGCGCCGGCGCCUUCCGCGUCACCUGGGGGCUCCAGAUCGUCCCGGGCUUGGUGCUGUUGAUCGCGACCUUCUUCUUGCCCGAAUCGCCCCGCUGGCUCGCCAACCACGACCGCUGGGAAGAAGCGGGCGAGGUCGUGGCCCGCAUCGGCGCCAACGGAGACCGUGAAGACCCCCAGGUCAAACUGCAGAUCGAAGAGAUCAAGGAACAGGUCAUCCUGGACCAAAAAGCCGUGAGUUUUGGCUACCGCCAAUUGUUCCGCAAGAAGACCAUCAACAAGACCAUUGUCGGGGUGUGCGCCCAGAUGUGGCAGCAGCUGUGCGGCAUGAACGUGAUGAUGUACUACAUUGUGUAUAUUUUCGAAAUGGCGGGCUCUUCCGGAAACACCGUGCUGGUCUCGGGUUCCAUCCAGUACGUUUUGAACGUGGUCAUGACCAUCCCCGCCCUGUUCCUCGUGGACAAAGUCGGCAGAAGACCGGUCUUGAUCACUGGCGGUAUUUUCAUGUUCAUCUGGCUAUUCGUCGUUGCCGGUCUCUUGGCCAACUACUCGGUCCCCGCUCCCGGCGGAUUCGACGGCGACGACACCGUCAGAAUCAGAAUCCCCGACUACAAUGGUCAUGCCGCCAAAGGUGUCAUUGCUGCCUCCUAUCUGUUUGUAUGUUCUUUUGCUCCUACCUGGGGUAUCGGUAUCUGGAUCUACUGUUCCGAGAUUUUCAACAACAUGGAGAGAGCCAAGGGUUCCGCUCUGUGUGCUGCCGUCAACUGGGCCUUCAACUUUGCCCUCGCCAUGUUCGUGCCAUCCGCCUUCCGCAACAUCACCUGGAAAACCUAUAUCAUCUUUGGAGUAUUCUCCGUGUGCCUUACCAUCCAGACCUACUUCAUGUUCCCCGAAACCAAGGGUAAGACUUUGGAAGAAAUUGAUCAAAUGUGGGCCGACAACAUUCCUGCCUGGAAGACUGGUUCUUACAUUCCAGAAUUACCUGUAAUUGAGGAUGAGGAAGGUAACAAAUUGGGUUUGCUCGGUAGAGCUCAGCACAUCGAAAAUUCAAAAUCGGAAAAGCCUUUGUUUGAACACGAAGAAAGUAUUCAAAACAGUACCAGUCGCAGUAAUUAG
Lachancea nothofagi CBS 11611 is the source of this 1665-nucleotide messenger RNA. The record is from the annotation of a GenBank genome assembly. NCBI's taxonomy places the organism in Eukaryota, Fungi, Ascomycota, Saccharomycetes, Saccharomycetales, Saccharomycetaceae.